Messenger RNA from Amphimedon queenslandica, 1791 nucleotides. Its product is annotated as CAD protein-like. Gene Ontology annotation, biological process: UTP biosynthetic process; 'de novo' pyrimidine nucleobase biosynthetic process; L-citrulline biosynthetic process. The transcript has 14 exons. The annotation marks the transcript as partial. Gene Ontology annotation, cellular component: cytosol; cytoplasm. The record is from RefSeq and is a predicted model, not a curated record. Gene Ontology annotation, molecular function: aspartate carbamoyltransferase activity; dihydroorotase activity; metal ion binding. NCBI's taxonomy places the organism in Eukaryota, Metazoa, Porifera, Demospongiae, Haplosclerida, Niphatidae.
AAAUCACAUUUCCUCAUAUCUCGCCAGGUUCUAAUUGAUAAGAGUCUGAAGGGAUGGAAAGAAGUUGAGUACGAAGUCGUUAGAGAUGCCUAUGACAACUGCAUCACCGUAUGCAAUAUGGAGAAUCUAGAUCCCCUUGGUAUCCAUACAGGUGAGUCCAUUGUGGUUGCUCCAUCUCAGACACUGACCAAUAACGAGUAUAAUCUAUUGAGAUCCGUUGCCAUUAAAACCGUACGUCACCUUGGAGUCAUUGGAGAAUGCAACAUACAAUAUGCCCUGAGUCCCGACUCCAGACAGUAUUACAUCAUUGAGGUGAAUGCCCGUCUCUCCCGUAGCUCCGCCCUUGCUUCAAAGGCCACUGGGUACCCCCUUGCUUAUGUUGCUGCUAAACUAGCUCUGGGACGCCCCCUGCCGGAACUAAGGAACUCUGUUACCACAGCAACUACGGCUUGUUUUGAACCAUCCCUGGAUUAUGUCGUCGUGAAAAUACCACGUUGGGAUCUGUCCAAGUUUACCCACGUCAGCACUGAGAUUGGUAGCAGCAUGAAGAGUGUUGGAGAAGUUAUGGCAGUCGGAAGGAAAUUUGAGGAGGCACUACAGAAAGCACUAAGGAUGGUCAAUGAGUCUUGCCUCGGAUUUGAUCCUAAAUUCUUACAACUUAGAAAAGAAGAUCUCAAUCAUCCGACUGACAAGCGUAUUUUUACAGUAGCAGCUGCACUGGACUCUGGUUAUUCCAUUGACGAGUUAUACCAGCUAACACGAAUUGACAAAUGGUUCCUUUACAAAAUGAAGAAUAUCAUUGACUGUAACAACAUGCUAGGAAAACAUGACCAACAGACGCUCAAUAAAGAAAUGCUGUUAUAUUCGAAGCAGCUGGGUUUCUCCGACCGUCAGAUUGCUCGUUCUAUAAAUUCAACAGAGCUAGCCAUCAGAGGACUUCGUAAAUCUCUCUCGGUCACUCCCUCCAUUAAACAAAUAGACACUGUUGCUGCUGAGUACCCCGCCCACACUAAUUACCUAUACUUGACUUAUAAUGGGGAAACAAAUGAUUUGGACUUUCCUGGUGGGGCUAUCAUGGUACUUGGGUCUGGUGUGUACAGGAUUGGCAGUUCAGUUGAGUUUGAUUCUUGUGCCGUGGGUUGCAUCAGAGAAUUAAGAAAACUAGGAAAGAAGACAAUAAUGGUUAAUUACAACCCAGAGACAGUCAGUACUGAUUAUGACGAGUGUGAGAGGUUGUAUUUCGACGAGCUCUCUUUCGAGACGGUGAUGGACGUAUAUGAUCUUGAGCAGCCUGAGGGACUCAUUCUAUCAAUGGGAGGGCAGCUACCUAAUAAUAUAGCUAUGCCUCUAUACCACCAAAAGGUUAGGAUAUUAGGCACGUCUCCAGAGAUGAUAGACAGUGCAGAGAACAGGUACAAGUUCUCACGUUUACUGGACACAAUCGGAGUACAACAACCUCGCUGGAAAGAACUAACACAGAUUGAAUCUGCUAAUGAGUUUUGUGAGUCAGUCGGUUAUCCUUGUCUUGUACGCCCAAGCUAUGUCCUCAGUGGUGCUGCUAUGAAUGUUGCUUAUUCCAAUCAUGACCUCAAGUUGUACCUGAAUGAUGCAGUCGCUGUUUCUAAGGAUCAUCCUGUAGUUAUUUCAAAAUACAUUCAAGACGCCAAGGAAAUUGAUGUUGAUUCUGUUGCCUGUGAUGGUGUCAUUGUUGCUAUGGCAAUCAGCGAACAUGUAGAGAAUGCUGGUGUGCAUUCAGGUGAUGCCACGUUAGUAUUACCAGCACAGGAUCUU